CUAUAAUGAAGUGCGCGUAGACUAAAUACUAGAUUCUAAUUUCCAGUCAAAUAUUAUCCUCACUUACUCAAUAUGUGUAUCUUAAACGCUUCUAGUUGACAGAUUUAUAUUGGCAUACACACGAAAAUCUAAAGCUAUCUUAAACCAACCCAAGUGAAUCUAAAUCCGCAAUGUCCAAACCCACAAAUCUCGAGCCCUCCGAGCUGGGCACAAAGGAAUACUGGGACAACCUCUACACGACCGAACUAACCAACCACGCGCACAACCCCUCCGACACCGGCACAGUCUGGUUCGACGACUCCGACGCCGAAACCAAACUAAUCGACUUCCUCAGCGCCCCGGACCUCGUCCCCUCCCUUAACCUCUCGCAAGCGACGACCAGCUUCCUCGACCUCGGCACCGGCAACGGGUCGCUGCUCUUCGGGCUACGCGACGCCGGCUGGGCCGGCCGGAUGCUCGGCGUCGACUACUCGCGUCAAAGCAUCGAAUUCGCGCGACGCCUCGCGCAAGCGCGCAUCUCGCCAGACUCCUCAUCCUCCUCAUCCUCCCUCUCGGACCCAGACUCAGCGCGGUCCGACGACGACGAAGAAAGGGCAGGAGUAGUAGGACGAAGAGAAAACGAGCAACCCAUAACCUUCCUCGAGCACGACAUCCUGCGCACUUCCCCCGCGGCGCUGCUCACCUCCGCGCAGUCGCGCGGCUGGGACGUCGUCCUCGACAAAGGCACCUUCGACGCCAUCUCGCUGUCCUCCGAAACCGACCCCGCGACGGGGCGCCGCGUCGCCGAGUCCUACCGCUCGAAGAUCGCGCCCCUGGUGCGCGAGGGGGGUCUCUUCCUCGUCACUAGCUGCAACUGGACCGAGGCCGAGCUGCGGGGCUGGUUCGCGGGCCCCGCCAAGGAGGGCGAGGAGGGCGAGGUGGAUGAGGAGACGAGGAGGUGGCGGUUCGAGGAGGUUGGCCGGGUCAAGUAUCCCAGCUUUAGCUUCGGAGGUGUCAAGGGGCAGACUAUUAGCAGUUUGUGCUUUAGAAAGGUGAGGAAUAUCGAGAAGUAGCGUGACUAUUAUUACUUAUAUAAGCGCUACGAGCAUGGAGACGGAAAUUUGGCACUUGGAAAUAGGAUAAAAAGAUGCCCCUUAUAGUAGUAAAUAAAGUAAAUAAAACAGAAGCAAGUCAACA
This is a messenger RNA of Annulohypoxylon truncatum, 1176 nucleotides long. Its product is annotated as putative S-adenosylmethionine-dependent methyltransferase of the seven beta-strand family. Gene Ontology annotation, cellular component: cytoplasm. Gene Ontology annotation, biological process: peptidyl-lysine monomethylation; peptidyl-lysine dimethylation. Lineage: Eukaryota; Fungi; Ascomycota; Sordariomycetes; Xylariales; Hypoxylaceae. The coding region runs from base 171 to 1052 and encodes 293 amino acids. Gene Ontology annotation, molecular function: protein-lysine N-methyltransferase activity. The record is from RefSeq and is a predicted model, not a curated record. The transcript has 2 exons.